AGAAAUUUUGGCGAGAGGUUUGCACCGAAGAUAACGAAGUCCCUGCACGAUAAGAGCCAGAAGUUUGGACUGCCCUGCACCUUUGAGGUUGAACUUCAAGCUGACCCGGAACCACAGAUAUAUUGGUUCUUUAACGACGCCCUCAUUAUGAACGACAACGCGAACGGAGUGACCACAGCAAAAGUAAGCAGCAACAAACACAAGUUGAUGAUAGCAAACGUCGAAAGCGAGCAUGUCGGCAGGUACACAUUUGUAGCCAGGAACGAGAAGGGAGAAGCUAGUUCAUCGGCUCGUCUCGAGCACAUCUCCUCGCGCCCAUCUCCGAGGUACGCCAUGUCUCCCGCCACCAGGAGUCUCACGUCAUCAUCGUCCAUCAACAUUGUUGAGGAAAAUUCGGUAACAGAGCAAUAUAAGAAACCAUAUUUUCGUGCAAUAUCAAAAGACCUCGAAGUCGGAGAAAGCCAGGUAGCUAGAUUUGAUGCAAUUGUAGUAGGAAAACCGACUCCAGACGUGGCUUGGUACAGGGACAACCACCACAUAAUCACGACCUCGGAUGGAAAAUAUUUAGUGACCGUCAACGAGAAAGGUAUCAAUUCUUUGACCAUACAGAGGACAACGCUGAAUGAUGCAGGUGUGUACAGGUGUGUGGCAACCAACAAAGCAGGCCAAGAACACUUCCAAGUGAUUCUUAAAGUUACUUACAUUUCAACAAUCAGAACAGGACCAAGAUUUUCUCGUCGGGUCCAGCCAUGUUUAGUGGACAAGGGCGAAACGAUCACGUUGACAGCGGUGGUUCACGGUAGACCUCGACCUUUGGUCACGUGGUUGAAGGAUGGAGUACGUGACUGGUUGCCAACGACGACGGAAAAGUAUCAAAUGACUUACGAUGAGGAUAGGAAUUUAUGUCGGUUGAUAAUAAAAGAAUGUUCGUUUGAGGACAGUGGAACUUAUUCUUGUGUGGCUUACAAUCCAACCGGGCAGUCCGUGUGUUCUGCUUCGAUCAUUGUUGCUGGUUAG
Molecule: messenger RNA, 1017 nt
Organism: Helobdella robusta
Lineage: Eukaryota; Metazoa; Annelida; Clitellata; Rhynchobdellida; Glossiphoniidae
Exons: 4
Source: RefSeq, a predicted model, not a curated record